AUGCAGCGGCACUCUGGAUUCGACUUCUCCCUCAAGGUCAGUCGCACAAAGAAGUCCGACGAUGAGGGCGAAUAUAUUGUCCGUGCUGAGAACAGUUUCGGACGAAAAGAAAGCUCCGCGUACCUCACUGUCGAUUAUAUUCGGGAAGUAACUCAGGAACCACCUCCGCCAGUGAAGAGGAAGUUCGAGUUGAAGACGUAUGAAGUCUGGAAAGAGGAUGAGUAUCCGCCACGCUUCUCCCGCAUGCUUCAAAAUCGGUUUGUGCAAGAUGGUAGUCAUGUGAAACUGAUGUGUACCGCGGACGGAAAUCCAACUCCGACAUUGACUUGGUACAAGGACGGACGCGAGAUUGGUCGCGACACCCCAGACUACACCGUACAAACGAUGUUGGGCAUCAGCUCGCUUGAGAUUUACAGCUGUUCAGAGCGGCACUCGGGCAAGUAUACCUGUAAAGCAACCAACAGCCGUGGCGAGGAUGAGACUGGCUGCAAAUUGGUCGUUGAGCCCAACCGUGUGAAAAAGCUUCUUGCUGCAACUGCUAAUCUCCGUGGAAUGCGAUCAAGCAGCCAACAACCGACAAUGCUCAGCGAAACUAAUUCCUGGCGCGAGACUUCCGUUUCUGGCAGCACAACCAUCACAAGAUCGUACUACAGCAGUCGACGAGCGGAACGUAUCACCUCAGAGGUUCGCGAAAUGUCGCCUCAGCAGACGGCACCAACGCUGGCUGGAGCCCUUGAAAGCCCCUUCGACUUGCAGGAGGGUGAUCGCCUUUCGCUUGAAGUAAGAAAUGAUUCCAGAGUGUCCAUCGAGACUCAGGAGGGCGCGCGACGGAGUCGUCUAGUGAUUGACGAGGUCUCAGCUAGCGAUGCUGGCGACUACGAGUGUCGGGCCUCAAACCCCGCAGGGGUCGCCAAGACACGAGUUACUGUGGACGUCCAACGAUCAAAGAAAAAGCUGUUGCAAAGUAUACAUGACGAGGAAAUAAACGAUGCCUACUACAACAAUAGCAGCCAGCUGACAGAUAACGGACCUGUAUCGACUCUUACUGUGCAUGAUAAUACAGUGUUUGAAGAGACCUCCAACUCGAUCGAAGAAAACUCCACUUAUUCUGUGCGCAUGAACUCAGUGUCUAAAGUCCUGGAUUUGCCUAUCGUGGUCAGUCACCUCCAGGGUCAGAUUUGUGACGUGGGCUCCUCCGUGCAGCUAAGCUGUGCCUUCAAAAACGAGGUCGGCCUUGGCUGGUUCUUCAACGGCAGGCCUCUCACCCCCAGUGAUCGAUGCGCCAUGAGCGCUAGUGACGGUGUUGUGGAUCUGGAGCUCUCUGACCUUUGUCUGAACGACAGCGGCGUUUACAGUUGCUACGCUUUUGGCAACCAGGGCAAGAUCUAUACAGCAGCCUAUAUCCACGUCCGUGACCCCGGCAAUCCUCCGCCUGGCCCCGAGUUCAUUACUUUCCCCGAAUCAAUGACGAUUACUGCUGACAGUCCGAUUGAGAUCAAUUGUACCUUCACAAAACCCGUGGAACAUGUAAUGAUGUGCCAGAAUGAGCUCGAGAUGGAGGAAGCUGUCAUCGAACUUGGCGAUGGAGGCCUCUCCGUGAAGGUCUCUCUGGCUGGAGGUGAACUGUUACCGGCAGACACCGGAAAAUACGCAAUUAUAGCUCAG
Molecule: messenger RNA, 1665 nt
Organism: Dibothriocephalus latus
Lineage: Eukaryota; Metazoa; Platyhelminthes; Cestoda; Diphyllobothriidea; Diphyllobothriidae
Source: the annotation of a GenBank genome assembly